AUCAAAUUAUUGCAAAGGCUAGUUGGUGUACAGUUACUCCAUAUAAAUGAUAGCAUCCUUCUGCUGUUUGCACGCAAGCCCGGCCACUUUGUUUGUAGCCUCUCCAGUUCUUUCUUUGUUGCAGCUGGUGCAACUUUAUCCCACAUUAAUUUGCAGCCAUGCCUCCUUCCCCUGCUUUGCAAGCAAUUUCUGAAUCUGUUGUUCAAAGUUUCAGACGUUGUUCUGCAUUGAUUUCCAGACUAAAGUUUGCAGCUAUGCCUUCUCCUGGUUUGCUAACAAAUUCUGAUUCUAUCCAGAGUCAUGAUGCAGAUCAUGAAAAAUAUGCUGAUGUGAACUGGGAUGAACUUGAAUUUGGAUUAGUUCCAACUGAUUACAUGUACACCAUGAAGUGUUCCAAAGGAGAUGAGUUUUCACAAGGCCAUCUAACUCCCUAUGGAAACAUUGAGCUCAGCCCAUCUGCUGGAGUUUUGAAUUAUGGACAGGGCUUAUUCGAAGGCCUUAAGGCGAACAGGACAGAAGAUGGUCGGUUUCUGCUGUUUCGGCCUGAAGAGAAUGCUCUAAGAAUGAAGAUGGGUGCAGAGAGAAUGUGCAUGCCAUCUCCAUCUCCUUGGCAAUUCCUUGAUGCUGUAAAGCAAACAGUCCUUGCCAAUAAGCGUUGGGUACCCCCUACAGGGAAAGGAACACUCUAUCUUAGGCCGUUGCUCAUUGGAAGUGGAUCUGUUCUUGGCGUGGGGCCAGCGCCAGAAUACACAUUCCUAAUAUUUGCUUCUCCUGUAGGUAGUUAUCACAAGGGCCUGGCAGCACUCAACUUGUACGUUGAGGAUAAACUCCAUCGAGCUACUCCCGGUGGAACUGGAGGUGUCAAAUCCAUCACCAACUACUCACCUGUAUACCUAGCACAGAAGCAAGCAAGGGCCAAAGGGUUCUCUGAUGUCUUGUUCGUGGAUUCUUUAACCGGAAAAAACAUUGAGGAGAUUACAGCAUGUAAUAUUUUCAUUCUGAAGGGUAAUAUUAUUUCAACUCCAACAAUACAUGGAACUGUUCUGCCCGGAAUUACUCGUAAAAGCAUCAUCGACAUUGCCCGUGAUUUUGGCUACCAGGUGGAGGAACGUGUUAUCCCAGUGGAGGAUUUGCUUGAAGCUGACGAAGCUUUCUGCACAGGAACUGCUGUGGUUGUGACCCCAAUUGGUGCUGUAACUUAUCAAGAUAAAAGGGUUGAAUACAAGACAGGAAAAGGAGCACUAUCUCAGAAACUGUAUGAAACGAUAACCGGAAUUCAAACAGGGCGUCUGGAAGACAAGAAGGGAUGGACCAUGGAGAUCAAUUGAGCCCCUCCUUGUGCCAAAUCCUACAAGUUUGCUCUCUUUUUUUAUUUUCUUCAGUUAAUUAGAUAGUAGUGUGUCAUUUUUUAGGGCUUUGCUCAUUGUUGUGGUAAUUCCAUCUUCCUUGGCCUCAAAACCCACGGAGGCAAACAAAGAUGUUCUAAUUAAGAUGACUUAGAUGGUUAGGUUUCUAUGAGUUUUGAGAGACAAAUAUUUGUUUUGGCCUGUGCUCUUAUUCGAACGAAUAUCUGCAGAGUAGAGCUAUUUGAGGGAAAACACCACGGUUCAGAAUUCAGAU
This is a messenger RNA of Prunus dulcis (almond), 1620 nucleotides long. RefSeq names its product branched-chain-amino-acid aminotransferase 6-like. Lineage: Eukaryota; Viridiplantae; Streptophyta; Magnoliopsida; Rosales; Rosaceae. The coding region runs from base 159 to 1328 and encodes 389 amino acids. Gene Ontology annotation, biological process: branched-chain amino acid metabolic process. The record is from RefSeq and is a predicted model, not a curated record. Gene Ontology annotation, molecular function: branched-chain-amino-acid:2-oxoglutarate transaminase activity. The transcript is spliced from 11 exons.